GUUGAAGCGCAGCAGUUAAAAGUUAUUAUAAUAUUGGCGUCGUGAUGAAAGUGUUGACGGAGUGUACUAUAGGGAUUAUUUUAUUGACCUGCGUCUGCAGAGUGCAGGUUAGCAAAGGCGUGAGUUCUGCUUAAAAGCUAAAGUCCUUCAGUUGCGUAUAUUCGUCCAUUACAGUCCAGCGUGUUCUUCCAAUCUGGGGAGUGCAAGUUCAAUCCCAAGUUCUUCGAUAACUUCACCAUAAGCACCUUCAACAACACGGUCAAUCUGGAAAUGGUCACCAAGAGGAGCUUUGAUCGCGGCUUCAAUGUCCACGCCGACUUCUCCAUUAAAAUGGGAACAACGAAUCGUUACCAACGCGUGUUCGCCCACACCAUGGACGUGCAGUUACAAUGGCCUUGAAGAAGAACAUUUUUAAGGCCUGGUUCCAGAGCAUGUUGGCUCACGGCAACUUCAUAUACCACUGCCCAGUGCCCCCCGAUCAUUAUUAUCUGCGCAAUUGGAAGGUGGACCCCAAGCUGGUGCCCCAGUAUUUGAGUGCCGGCAGCUAUCGCGUCACCGGCCACUUUUUCUAUGGCAAACUCAAGUCCAAGUUCGAGGAAACUGUCUUAGACAUCAUUGUAUAUGCAUUAUUAAAGGCCAAGUAGCUAAAAAAAAAAAAAAAAAUAAGAGGCCUCUAGUUGAGGCUGGUCUGUUCCGAGACCCCCUAAUAUUUCAAUAAUUCUUCACCUUUUUUCUAAUUACAAGAGAAAAUAG
Drosophila mojavensis is the source of this 753-nucleotide messenger RNA. RefSeq lists its product as uncharacterized. The transcript has a single exon. The record is from RefSeq and is a predicted model, not a curated record. Bases 390 to 644 code for a protein of 84 amino acids. Lineage: Eukaryota; Metazoa; Arthropoda; Insecta; Diptera; Drosophilidae.